Molecule: messenger RNA, 660 nt
Organism: Macroventuria anomochaeta
Lineage: Eukaryota; Fungi; Ascomycota; Dothideomycetes; Pleosporales; Didymellaceae
Exons: 3
Coding region: 1-660 (219 amino acids)
Source: RefSeq, a predicted model, not a curated record
AUGCAAUUCACACACCGCUCGUUAGGCCGCAAACACUGUCUCAAAGCUGCUCUCAAAGCCAUGCGUGUCAUUGUUGACAAAGAACCCGAGCCCGAAGCAGAGCCUUCUGCAGGAACUUCGCAACCCAAGGUCGCUUCAAGACGCAAACAACCUCCCCGGGCAUCGCAACGUAAACGCAAGGGGCAGCAAGGCGCUGAGCAGGAAGCAGGGGUUCAAAGUCUCGUCAAGUGUGAAUAUAACGUCGAGGAAGAUGCCCAAGGGGAGUGUUAUUACACGCAAAAAUGGAUGAUCACGCCCCACUUAUCUCUCACUAUCGUCCUCUCCAUUGUGAUACACCACAGCAGCCGGCUAGCCUUACAGCAGCUGCAACCGUUUCCUUCUUUCAAUAGCACAGCUCUUUCUCCUACAUACCUAAUUCCCAAGUCAGCCAGCAUGGCGGUAUUGCCUCACGGUCCAGCUCUGGUGGUCGAUAUACUCGUCAACGGCGUGCUACUGCAAGAAUAUCGCGCGACGUCGAAAGCUCGCAAGAUCUACUCAACACAGUCACCAAGUACAUCGAAGCCGAAUCAGAUGCCGAGUUCUCCAUCAGACUCACGACCUACGACCCUCUUCCAUCACCGGAUUUCGCCGUAUACGUUUACCUUGAUGGCAAGGAAGUGA